Molecule: messenger RNA, 9771 nt
Organism: Orussus abietinus
Lineage: Eukaryota; Metazoa; Arthropoda; Insecta; Hymenoptera; Orussidae
Gene: sm
Product: heterogeneous nuclear ribonucleoprotein L
Exons: 11
Coding region: 138-1577 (479 amino acids)
Biological process (GO): mRNA processing; regulation of RNA splicing
Cellular component (GO): nucleus
Molecular function (GO): mRNA binding
Source: RefSeq, a predicted model, not a curated record
CCGCUCGUGCGUUCGUUCGGUUGGCGCGUCAGACGUCCGUCGAUUGUUUUCCCCUGACAUCGUCCGGCGUUCCCUGGGUACGAGACCCGUCGCGCGGUGCUCCCAGACUCUCGGAUCCGAUCCGCGGCUCAUCGAGGAUGGCUUUCAACGGGGACGGCCCGCACUCGAAGAGGCAACGGCUGGAGGAGUCCGGACAUAGGAAUCACGAAUACGGCGGUUACGGAGACGAGCCUCGGAGGAAAAGGGAGGACAAUAAUAAGCCGAACCACGUUCUCCUGUUUACAAUCAUCAAUCCAGUUUACCCCAUCACGGUGGAAGUGCUGCACACUAUCAGUGCACCCAGCGGCCAGGUUCAGCGCAUCGUCAUAUUCAAGAAGAACGGCGUCCAGGCUAUGGUCGAGUUCGACUCGGUGGAAUCGGCGACUCGGGCGAAGGAGACCCUGCACGGGGCGGACAUUUAUUCCGGCUGCUGCACCCUGAAGAUCGACUUCGCCAAGCCCACGAAGCUCAACGUCUACAAGAACGAUGCCGAGAGCUGGGACUACACCUCGCCGACGCUGGGCUCGAGCGGACACAAGAGCGACACGACCGGAAAUGGGAGGCCGGCUCCACUCCUGGCGGAGCCCAGAUACGGAGCUGCACCACAGCCCUAUGGGUCCACGCCACAGGUGGCCUUCCCGCCCGGAGCGGCGCACGAUCGUUACGAGGAAAGUUUCAACGGACCGGCCACCUAUGCGGAGCCCUACGUCGAGAGGUACGGGAUAAAAAGCGAUUUCGGGGGCCGGGAGCCCCUGCACCCCACACCCCCCAGGCCGGGGUACGUCCCGACCCUGGGUCAGACUCCACCCUCGAGUACGCAGGGCUCCGUCAUGAUGGUCUACGGCCUCCAACCCGAUAAGGUCAACACCGACAAACUCUUCAACCUCUUCUGCCUCUACGGGAACGUCACCAAGGUGAAGUUCCUGAAGACGAAGGAGGGGUGCGCCAUGAUCCAGAUGGGCGACAGCAUAGCCGUCGAGAGGUGUUUGCAGAACCUGAACAACGUGACGAUCGGCAACGACGGCAAACUGCAGCUCGGCUUCUCGAAGCAGGCCUUCCUCUCGGACGUCACCAAUCCUUACAUUCUUCCCGACAAGACGGCCAGCUUCAAGGACUUCACCGGCAGCAAGAACAACAGGUUUCUGAAUCCAGCGAUGGCGAACAAGAACAGAAUACAGCCACCGUCGAAGAUAGUCCACUUUUUCAACACCCCGCCAGACCUAACCGAGGAGACGGUAAACCGCGUCUUCCUGGAACGAGGAAUCGAGGCGCCAACGACGGUGAAGCUGUUCCCCCUGAAGUCGGAGCGGUCGUCGUCGGGCCUGAUCGAGUUCAGCAGCGUCGGCGUCGCAGUGGCCGCCAUCAUGGAGUGCAACCACACCGCCCUGGAGAACAGCAACGGAAAGUUUCCGUACAUCAUGAAGCUCUGCUUCUCGUCGUCGCGCACCAUCCCCACGAGCUUCCCGCCGAGCAGCGGCAACGCAUCGAGCAAUUCCGCCGGUAAUGGGCACGUCAAAAUGCAGCAGGACUCGGAAUAGAACGGCGAGGUCCAGGGCCAGCGUCAGCGUCAGCGGCAGCGCCCUCCUCUCGGCCUGCACCCGGGCACGGCCCUGCACCCGGCCGCGGCGAUCGCGCUAUCCCCGGUUUUGCCGCCUCCUGUGCCUCCGCCUCUCCCGCCCGCGUGUCUCCUCAUCGCCGCCCCCACGCUCUACCCGACGGUGCCACCCCCGCCGCCGCCGCCCCUCCCGACCUUCUGGCCCUACUAGGAGGCCCGACCUUCCCGACCAAGGGACGAGGCACGGCCGAACACGCGACCCAGGACCAACCCGAGUCGAGGACGCGUCCAGCCAGCGCGUCCACCCUGGCCACCGGCUGACUCCUCCGUUUCCUGGUCCAGCGCCGAUCCAGGCCCUCCGCGGGACACCGACACCCUCCGCGGGGAAGACGCGGACGCGCCAGCUCCACCGGAAGUGCACGUUGCAACUUGUACCUCGUCUUCUCGUAUGUAUCGCAUGCAGCUUUCGGGGACGCGGUACCCCCCACCGCCGCGACCGGCGGAGGGGGAUGCCGCGCAUCCCCUCCACUCUUUGCGCCGCGUGCUGUACCCACUUGGCCCUCCUGGGUGGGGACCCUGACGAUGCCCCUCUUGAACCGGGGUGGACGACCCUCGGCACCGAUGCCCCGGGUGUGCGCCCGUAGGUGCAGCAGGAUCGCGACGAUAAGGCCGAUAGCGUUGGGGGGAGCUAACCUCGAGGAGUCAAGUGCGACGCAGGAGGGACGACCGGGAAGCCGUUCGCGGCGGUAUGAAGAGAUUAGAGCCGAAGGCCAGAGAGUGCAAUCGAGGCCUCCGGUUACACCGCGACGAUCUUUAUCUCUUGUGACAUAUCAGCGGAUACUUGGGGCCCGAUGCAUGUCGAGCGAAGAAAUUGAUUAGAGAGGGCGAGAUCCCCCCUUGGGGCGCUCUAAUCUCUGCAACUUUCGGAGACGUUCUUCGGUCUAAUGGGGAAACCUUCGCCCAGGUUUGCGAUUUUAUGAUUUUUCAAUGCCGCCGCCGUAAUUUCGGGGACCCCUGGAACGGGAGGGGGCCCUUCAAAGGAAAUUUUCUGUCAAAGGUGGACUUUUUAAAGGAGGCCGCGAGCCUCCCUGCUGGAACGGCUUCCCGCGCUCUUCCGGAGGUUUCGUAUAGGAAAUUGUGAAAAAUAUCUUCUAACUAGUCUAAUCGCGCCAGGUGAGGCCAGCUUCCGACUCGAUCUUGCUGCGCCGGAAAUGUGGAAACUAGACCCCGGGUACUCCCAAGAGCUGUAGUGUUCAGGUUGCGACGACUCGGUGGCAGGACUCGCGUCCGCUCUCGAUCGGUCGGAGGACCGCGAAUUGAAUUUUAUAUUAACAGAGAAAAAAAGAAACAAACAAAUCGCGUUACGCAGAGAGAUAAGGAACAAUGACUUCGACGACACAAUAUAUUAGGGUCCCUCGGCAAUAUUUUGUCGGGCUGGGGGACGUUUUUAUAAGAAAGGUUUUAGAUCUCCGAAAAUUUUGAAGCGAACCAAAUGACUACUAAUUAAUAUAGACUUGACACGGCCAUACGUAACGUAAGAUAUUAACCGGGGGCACUUGGCCCCUCCUAUACGCGUGAGAGAUUACCCGCCAUUUUGUCCAUUGAUGAUCGUGAGAGAGACCUAACGAGUGAAGAGUUUAACUUAAAUAAGGGGAAUACAGAAGUUUAUAUUCGAGGCAAUAUUUGUUACAAUACGACUAGAGGAUAAGCUGUACGCGAUUUAGGAGCACGUUGGCGAUGGAUCGGCGACGAUCGAUCGAUCGCUGCGAAUCGGAAGGCGACGACGCGCGGCCAUCUUUCUUUCGGAUCGGCCGUUGACGUGGCCACUUCCGGAGAGGAAGACAAGGAUCACGCCGAAGAGGAGAGAAAUAUGUUGAAUCGUGCGAUGUCGAUAUUACGGGAACGAGGUACUAGCCUAAGGAUGCACUGUUUUUUCCCGGUGCGCUGCGAUCGUUGUUCAUUGUUUCCGACUUUUCUUGCUCGGGCGGUGGGCACUUUGCUCCGUUUCGCAGAGUCGAGAUAUUUUAUCACCGUCGAGUUAUAUCCCCUGAUGACGAUACUUUUUUUCCCCUCUCCCCUGUUGUUUCCCCUUUUUCCUUCGUUUAUUCGUUCAUUUGUUUUUACAUCACACUCCGACGUUACACCGCAACCGUUGUAUAUUAUUGCCGUUAACGAUUGUCGCCAUGGACUACCGCUGUAUCGAUAUACUACUACCGUCGCGUACUUGUACAACUACGGAGUUUCGCAUAGGGUAAACGCAUCACUGUCCGUCGUCGCGACGCGUCGUCGUCGGUUUGACCCGGCGAGCGGAUCUUAAGACGUAAGUCGAGUAGCGUAUAAGCAGUUAGGACACACGCGGCAUAUCAUAAAGCUACGAUUUAUCGGAUCUUGUAGAUACAUUACGAAGACGCGAGAGCCGAGGCGACCCCCAGUCGAGGGAGAGUAUCGUCGCGACGGAGGCGAAGCUAGCAAAAAAAAGUCCGAAAUCGAGGGACGACUUCCCACCUGUCCAGCGCUUCCGCAAAGAGUACAAACGUCGAGGCGUAGCACUUAGCCGAGCUUCCGAGGGAACUGUCCGCACUUUUCUUCCGAUUUUCCGCCUUGGCGAUCGAUUCCAAUCGUCGACCGUUUUUCAUUCGUCGGAAAAGCGCUCGCGGGGUGCAAAUUAAUUCCUUCCGCGUCAGCGGAGUGUCGGUACCGAGGCAUGAGGGCGACGGAGCCUGAGUUCGCCGCGUGCCGCCGUAAGGUUCACUUUGCCGAGACUAAGUCGCGGGAAAAGCGCCCUUACGGCGGCGUAGCGCAACGCCGGGUCCGACCGCCCUCGACUCUCAGAACUUAGGGUGCUGCCGGCUCGCCCGCAGCGUUUCGGCCGCAGAGGGCCCCACGCGGGCGGGUUCGCCGGCGGACACGUUUUAUUCCGUGCCUUGGGACUUUUUGCGCCCCCGAUGAGGGACGACCCCCCACGGCCUCCGAUCGUCGAGGACGACGAGCGCUUUCGCGACCGUUUCAUCGGCCUCUCCCUUCUCCAUAUCCCUAUCUCUGUCCAUACGUCUAUUCCUAUCCGUCUAUCCGUCUAUCUCUCUCCUGGGAGACGAAAUCCCCGCCACGACCCUCCCGUGCUAAUUUCGGUCUCGGCAGCCACGCUAACGAACGCGACCGCUAAUUUUCGGUGCAUUCGCUAAUUUUCUUCGAGCAUGCACCGGCGAGCGAAAAAACGUUCCCAUGCCAGGAAGGCGUACUUAAUUCCUAUCGCUGAUGAUAUCACGUAAGCCUCGUGGCGAAAAAUCUGUUAAAAGCUCCGAGCCCCAUUUCUAGCGGAAUUUCCGGCGUCAGAUUCGCCCUGAAAUCGUGUCAAACUUGCAAAGUGGAGUAGUCUGUACGUAGAUCGAGUGCACGGAAGGUCCCGAUUCGGUGCUACGACCUCGGGUGCCCCAACACCCGCUAGUUUCUUAGGGCAUGUCCAGCUGGAAAACCUGUGAUAAGAAACGAGCUAGCUAGAUCGAGGAUUUGAAACGACACGCGGACGAUGCCCUCCCGAUCCGGAUCGCGGGUCCCAGGUGCAACUGCAAUUGCACCCUGGGUGCACGCACCAGCGCUGCAAACCUAAAGCUCCGUCAACUUAACGCCAGACUCUCGCUUACCUUCGGACACUUUACCUCCGGGAGCGCCCUAAGGGGUGAUAGCGUCCAGCGUCACAACGAACUCCGAUCCUCUCCCUCGAGGAGGCGUCGAGCCGAGACGAUCGGCGAAGCCAUUUCGAUGAUCGACUCUUUACGUCGACCCGCUCUCGCGUAACGCCUAAAAAGCGACUCCUCGGGGCGAGUCGCGCUUCGCGACUCGCCGCGGUGGCUGUUAUAUAUACAUAUACAUAUUAUAUAAAUAUAUAUAUAUACAUAUACAUAUAGGACUAGGCUCGAAAGUCGCGACGCACUCGGCGAAUAUGGCUGUAAUCGAGUAAUUCUAACCUAUUUAAGCAGAGUUAUCUAUAUAUCUAGGACGAGGGAGGCGAAAAACCGAGGGGGGAGACGCGACCGCGCCGGACGGAUGUCGAACCGUUUCCGAGGGUUCUAGGAUUUAAUGUGGCGCGACGUUAAUCGCCUCUGCCAGACACCAGAAGGAGCCUCCGCGGAACGGGCACGACGGAGAUUUAAGCGCUGCGCGCCUCGAUCGAGCGUUUCGGACACGCGUUAAUUACGGCCUCGAGGUAGCCCGAUUAGCGCGGUGCCAGAAAAAGUGGAACUCGCCGGGAAGAGGGUCCGCCUCGAAGGCGCGCUCUGGCCGCUGCGGCGGGCGAGGCCCCUUUUGGUCGUCCGGCAGCCCUGUGCACAAAAUCAAACCGUAACCGUAGCCGUUAGAAUCUGUAACGAUGCAGUAUUCCAGAGAUAGAACUUAGCACCGUGUCAACGCAACGGGCUACGUACACGCGUAAACGCGUAAACGCGCGUUCAAGGCUCUCUCUCGAGGGUUGUCAAGAGGAACCUGAUGAAUCUGUGUCGAUAACUAACGAUCGCGUUGAUGGGGGUGAAAUUUGUUUAAUGAAAUCUUACUAAUACAUAUCCCAUCUAUAUGUAUAUAUUUGCAAGCGCAUGAGAAUACGGUUUAUUAAUUCAUAAUGUAAUUAUUAUUUAUGGCGCCGGUUUUAAGAAAACCGGGCCCCCCAGCGUAGGCGUAUCGGAUGUGAGAAGUACGCGUUUAAGGCGUUAGGUUAAUGUCCGUAGAUAGGUAGGACGUAGUUAACAUAUCGUUACUAUUAUUAUUAAUCGUUAGUAUUGCAAAAAGGCACUACUGCCGGAGCGCUUUGAUUUCUACCGUGCAUCGAGCGGAGCCGGAUUGCGAGGUCCCUUGUCGGUCCGAUAUCGGGUCGUUUCGCUUGUACGGAGAGAGUUUUUCGUCGGUGGAAUAUUUUUCAUGCAAUGUACCACGCGACCCGACGUUAUACCGCCGUUAUGGGGAGCGAUCCCGCGGUUGGAACUUUGCGGAUAAAUUUUCUCGGGGUUACUCGAUUCGCGUUUAGCCGAAUUUCUCGUCGGGUCCCGAUAACGGCGGCCCGGUGAUUCCAUGCCGUACAAUUGUUUAUUUAAUUCGGAAAAAUGAUCUCGGUUCGUCGGACGAUUUUCGAGCCCCGAUUCGGUGUUAUCGACUCGCAACGGCGAAGCUUAUGGCGACUCUCCGAAGUUGUUUUUUUUUUUUUUUCUUUUUUUUUCACGAGAUUCUCGGAUUAUCGCGAGCACGUGUCUAGGACUGGGCUCCGUUCUAGAGACGGGGAAAUAAUUUCUCGACGUCGUUUUGACGGAGAGUAUAUUAAAAAAAAAUGUAUAGCGAGAGAGGGGGCAACUCGAACCGUACUACUUAGCGUCGCUUGAUCCUUUUAGCCGACCUCGAAAAAGAUUUCGGAAAGGGGUUGGCUACUUUCCCAGCAACCGGCUCGCAGCCCUAGACGUAUCAUUCCAAUCCUACCCUCGGGGGAACCGCGAAUUCGAGGUUAAAUAUUUUUCAAAACGAGAACCACGAAGCGGCCCUCCCCCGGUGAUCGAGCCGAGUGGAAAGGAGACUUCGCAGGAUCGAGACCUCGACGAUCGAGCCGGGCUAGCCAUUUCCAGAAUUUAUCGGAUUACUAGAAUCCGGCCGAUCGUCGUCGGCGGUACGUCAAAGUCGCUCCUACGAAGUCUUCGAAAUGAGAAACUUAGAAAUCGACUCGUGUCAAUCGCAGGUCCUGAAGUUGCAAACUCUCAAGGGCCCUGUUUUACCAUUUUAUUUAAUAAUUCGUCUCGUUUUCGUUGUAUUUAUCAUGUCCUAUUUAUCUCGAAAUCCUGUACAUAUCCAAGAAACGUAUACUGUAUUUACCGGAGCGAUUUAAUCGUUCCAAAGUUGCUCGUGAUUUAUAUUGAUUAAAUCGUGCCCUGGAGAUGAUCGUUUUCUUCGUUCCGAUCUUUUAUCGCGUUCCCACGGGAGCACGUGGUCAUCCUUAUGGAAACCAACUCGUGGGAUUUUUUUCGAAUUAAUCGGUACUUUUCGUACUAGCUUGCUCGUCACUUGCGUUUAACACGAAUCAACCACCUAGUCGAGGGGUUGGUCGUCGAAUGGGGUAGGAGAGAGAGCCGCCCUUCGAUGUGCGCCACUAGGAACCAAAGCGCAGUAGCCUUUAGCAAUCUCAAGUAUUACCGGUGACAUACCUGCUCCACAUAUCAGGUCGUAGGCAUCCCAAGCACCACGUGUCAUAUCAGUGUCUCUAGCGUAUAUCCCGUCCCUGCCCUUUUUCGGCCACGUCGAGAAUUGUAUAGAGAGGUACUAAGUCCCGAGUAUCCAGACGCCCGACCGACCCUCCGCCCCCGUCGUGCACCCGGGCCCGAAGGGUCUCUAUGCUCUGUCUUCCCAUCGCUGCGUCAAAAGACAAAUUAGAUGUAAUAAGAUCUGUUGACUGUAUACAUUGUACGUUAAAUACACGAGCCGGGCUCUGCGCGGCGAUAGACCAGGGUGGAUCGAUGAGGCGAACGCGCGCAUGUGGUCCCAACAACGGUGGAGGGAUGAAUUCCUCCGGAUGCGAAAUAGGAGAGAAUCAAGAGAGACUGGAAUAAAAAGGCAGCAAAUAGUCUCUCGAAGAAGUUAGAAGAGGUUAACCCUAGAAGAUACGCAUGCAGACAUUAGGAAAAGGUGGAGGACCUCGCGUCGUCCGGUCUACCCACUCUGGUCCUCCCUGGCGCAGCAUCCGGACGCCUAAAUGUAUUUUAAUGAUCUAGAUCUACCUAGCAUACCGACACCAGAGAAUACACAAGGUACACGAGAAACACACACCCGAACACACGGAUACAUCGAUAUGGACUACUCUUAAAGAUGUAAUGUGUAUAUUAUACUGUAUGUCGUACGCUCUAAUGUUGUUUGAAGAGUUAUUUGCGAGUCAAUUAUCUGUGCCUAGCAGCCCUGCGCACCCAACCAAAUGUACCACCACUUCGGAGGCAAAUUAAAAAGAACAAAAAAAAAAUGAUGAAGAAGAAGAAGGUACAGUCUACAUGUACGAGAGCAAACACGAGACGUGUGUUUCGCAAAUUGCACCCUGUAUACAUAGUUCGCACAAUGAUCUGUUCCUAUUUUGGAAUCGGUUUUUUUCGGAUUUGCCAAGAAUGUAUAUCUACUGGAUAGAACAACCAAAUAUGAAAUAUAAUGAUUGAAACCGAUGGCAGAUUUGUUACCCCUGAUGCACACACCGGACUCCACAGAGGGCGCCGGUCGGACCCGACCUGGACCCCCUGCGAGGAGGGCCAAAAAUCGAGUCCAGGUCGUCGGAUAUCGACCAACCGAUCGGCUCUGCGAAAUCUUUGCUCAUGUACGGAUAGGUAUGCGCGGAGGCCCGCUAGAAGACGGCUUGCGAAUUUCCUGGAUCUCCGGAGUCCCGGCCCCGGCGUCGGUGUCGCCGCGACGACCGUCCCCGCUGAUCGUGCGGGACUCGGGACGCUAUCACCGGCAUUCGCGGCCGUGAUAAACGCGGCUGAUAAGCCCAACUCGUAGAGGAACGCACGAUCACAAUGCCACCGACGCGGGCCGCAAAACCUGCGAAUAUACGUAGCGAGUAAAAAAGACCGUCACACACUGAACACCACAGCACAAACCCACGGCCCACACACACCCCGGUAUAUAUAUAUUUCAGAAUGAGUAUAUAUAUAUAUAUAUAUACGCACACACCCUCACUCGAGACACGGAGAGUAUACUACACGUUUUUAAGAGUAUGCGUCGCUUGUAUGUACGUCACAACCGUAAGUCGGAUCGUCCCGCUUCGAAGCCCUCGUCUCCGGCCUCCGAGGGCGCCUAUUAAAAAGAGGAAAUUUCAGGACACGGGUUUUCAUGACCCUGAUUUUCAUUUUCUCCUCGGUCUCGACGUCGAAAUUCGAAUUUCGAACCCCUGGUCCCGAAGCUCGGGGACGAGGGCGACACUCGCCGCGAGAGAGCGCUGUUAGUAAAAGACAUCCUAGGCUACCGCUAUAGUUGCUAGCUCUAGUGAAGUAGUUUAUUCCUUAGCGUUAUUUUAAGUUUUUAAUCAUAAAUGUUAACUUAAAAAGCCGUUUAUUACCGUCUAUCACAUACUACACACUGUAACACUAUUAUAUAUAACAACAAAUAUUUACUUGUGCAUAUUGACAUUUAUGGAGUCACAUCAUUAAACAUAUACUACUCGAUAUAUCCAA